Dipodomys ordii (Ord's kangaroo rat) is the source of this 604-nucleotide messenger RNA. It is a transcript of the gene Alyref, whose product is annotated as Aly/REF export factor. Gene Ontology annotation, biological process: mRNA export from nucleus. Gene Ontology annotation, molecular function: mRNA binding. Gene Ontology annotation, cellular component: nucleus. The record is from RefSeq and is a predicted model, not a curated record. Bases 1 to 576 code for a protein of 191 amino acids. NCBI's taxonomy places the organism in Eukaryota, Metazoa, Chordata, Mammalia, Rodentia, Heteromyidae. The transcript has 6 exons.
AUGGCGCCGGGGCCUGCGGGAGGAGCACAGCCCGCUGCACCCAAGCAGCUUCCCGACAAGUGGCAGCACGACCUCUUCGACAGCGGCUUCGGCGGCGGCGCCGGCGUGGAGACCGGGGGCAAGCUGCUGGUGUCCAACCUGGACUUCGGAGUGUCGGACGCCGACAUCCAGGAACUCUUUGCUGAGUUUGGAACCUUGAAGAAGGCUGCUGUGCACUACGACCGCUCUGGGCGCAGCUUAGGAACAGCAGACGUGCACUUUGAACGCAAGGCAGAUGCCCUCAAGGCUAUGAAACAGUACAACGGUGUUCCUUUGGAUGGCCGCCCCAUGAACAUCCAGCUUGUCACAUCACAGAUCGAUACACAGCGGAGACCUGCACAAAGCAUAAACAGAGGUGGCAUGACUAGAAGCCGUGGCGCUGGGGGAUUUGGCAGUGGCGGCGGCACGCGAAGAGGGACCCGUGGAGGCAGUAGGGGAAGAGGCAGAGGCACGGGCAGGAACUCAAAGCAGCAGCUAUCAGCAGAGGAGCUGGACGCACAGCUGGAUGCCUAUAACGCCAGGAUGGACACCAGUUAAGCAGCAAGCCUCGCCGGCAACAGGACCC